AGCGAAAGAGUGUAUGAGAGAGAGAAAGAGAGGGAGAGGCCGCUUUGCAGUUUGGCACCAGAUGAGUGUAAAAGAAAGAAGAGUGAGUGGAGAGAAAAAAAGACAUGCCCAGAAUGCUACCAGAGCUCCACAAAGAGGAAAAGUGGGACUAAGAGAGACAGAGAAGGAUGUGUUCAUGUUAAAAAAACGAGAGAAAAAGAAAGAAACAGAGCAAGAAUAGUGAGACACUACAAAACAAGACAGGAAGCAGGCGCUGUUCUUAAGACCCACGUCCCCCGAGCUCACCUUUUCCUGCAUCGUAAACCUUUUAGCUGCAGGAUUAAAGCUGCUUCAAAUGGUCUUUAAAACCCACAGAACACUGAGACACGUUAUAUGGACAAAAGCUGGUCCACACUUGACCAUAACAUUGGUGAGGUGAGGAUACCUGGGGUAUCAUCAACGUUUACAUUCAUACCAAAGCUGUUCAAGAACUCCACUUCGAUCCAUGUGCUGACGAGAUGAAUAGAAUUACCACACACACCUUCUGAACCACUUGCCUACAGCAUUAGUGUGUGAGAGAGUGUAAAAGAGUGUGUGAGUGUUUUGUGUAUGUGUGAAGGAUCCUAUUAGUGCCACCUACCAAAAGGUUGGUUCUCACACCUUAGACCCAGUGUGUGACAGAGGAAGAAGAAGGUGAAGAGAAGAGGAAGGAUGGCGGAACAGAAAGUCUGUCUCCCUGCUAAACUGAUCAAUGGGGGCGUGGCCGGGCUGGUGGGCGUUACCUGCGUGUUCCCCAUCGAUCUGGCGAAGACCCGCCUCCAGAAUCAGCAGGGUGCUCGAGUCUACAGCGGGAUGUUGGACUGUUUGACCAAGACGAUUAGGACAGAAGGCUACUUUGGGAUGUAUCGAGGUGCUGCAGUGAACCUCACCCUUGUAACUCCGGAGAAAGCGAUAAAACUCGCAGCCAAUGACGUCUUCAGACAAAAGCUCUCCAAGGACGGGAAGCUGGCAUUAUGGGGCGAGAUCCUUGCAGGCUGUGGGGCAGGAAUGUGUCAGGUGGUGGUCACAACCCCGAUGGAGAUGCUGAAAAUCCAGCUGCAGGACGCUGGAAGGUUGGCGGCACAGAGAUCCGUGUCAGCCUCUGCUCCUGCCUCAUCGCCGUCUCUGGCAUCUUCUCCCCACACUACAGUACGUCGCUCGGCCACUGCCAUCACGCUGGAGCUGCUGAGAACGCAGGGCCUCCGGGGCCUCUACAAGGGCACAGGGGCCACUCUACUCAGGGACGUGCCGUUCUCGAUGAUCUAUUUCCCGCUCUUUGCCAAAUUUAACGCGGUGGGUCGGAGCGGAGAUCUCCCUCACGAACGCGCUCCUUUCCUGCAGUCUUUCGCUUCGGGAUGCGCCGCCGGCUCGGUGGCGGCCGUGGCGGUCACUCCUCUGGAUGUCAUAAAGACUCGUCUUCAGACAUUGCAGAAGGGGGAGGGAGAAGAUUCCUACCGGGGCAUCAUUGACUGUACACGGCGCAUUCUGAGUCGCGAAGGGCCGGCUGCCUUCCUUAAAGGAGCGACGUGUCGAGCGCUGGUCAUCGCCCCGCUCUUUGGGAUCGCACAAGGCAUCUACUUCCUGGGUGUGGGUGAGCAGGUGAUGAAGCUGCUGGGAUCAUCUUAGUGAUCAAACACACAGUACUGUUUCAGUACGUGGACAGAGGACAGAGCACGUGACCUGGGGUUGGAGUGGUUAUUUGAGAAAGAUGUUAAUUUACGUAACCAAAAAAAUAAGAAAAAUUAAAGGGUUGUUAAUGAUAAUCGCACAACUCGAUUGUGUUUAAAAAUGUUUUUUGGGGAAAACAGGGUCCUUGGUUUAUCCGAAGGUGUUUAAUUCAGUGGUUCUCAAACUUUUUCAGCAGGAUGCCCCCUUGUGUGGGGUGAAUCCUCAAACGUAAAAUUUUUCUUAAACAUUUUGAAUCGUACCAAAAACUAAUGAAUCUGUACAAUGGCGGAACAUCAAUUCUGUUUGAAGUCUUAUUUCUCUGAGGUUGAAUAUACAACAUUUUUGAAAUUCUACAUUUCAUAAAACACACUAGUACAUCAACGAAGGAUUUGGUGAUGUGCUGCAAAAAUUUAUAUUUUUUCACAUUUCUAUACAUUUAUCAUAGUUGGCAAUCCUGAUAUACAGGUAAAAAAAGUAAAAAAAAAAAAAAAUUUUAUCUAGAUUAAUCAUAGAAUUUCUAUGCGGCCCCACUAGCGACAUCUGGUGGCCACUCAUGGGACCGCGGCCCCCAGUUUGAGAACCACUGGUCUAAUUCACUUUGAUUUUGACUGAUUGCAAGAAAUAAUAUCAGUAGUACAGUAAAUAAAAAGGCUAGAAUUAAUAUAGUAAUAUAAUCAGGAUACAAAAACAUGUCUUCCUGCCCUCUCCGGGGCACAUGGAGAAAUUUUUGCAGGGAAUCAAAUUUGCCUCGGUCUGGGACGCGUCUCAAUCUGCUUUCUAGGCCGCGUUUACUUUAUUGCUUUCUUUAUUGUUAAAUCUCAGAAAUAUAUGACUGAUACACUAUAUAAACAUGAUCUUGACUCCACCUGGAAA
Silurus meridionalis is the source of this 2559-nucleotide messenger RNA. RefSeq names its product solute carrier family 25 member 18 (gene slc25a18). NCBI's taxonomy places the organism in Eukaryota, Metazoa, Chordata, Actinopteri, Siluriformes, Siluridae. Gene Ontology annotation, biological process: malate-aspartate shuttle; aspartate transmembrane transport; L-glutamate transmembrane transport. Gene Ontology annotation, molecular function: L-aspartate transmembrane transporter activity; L-glutamate transmembrane transporter activity. The transcript has 12 exons. The record is from RefSeq and is a predicted model, not a curated record. Bases 691 to 1644 code for a protein of 317 amino acids.